Molecule: messenger RNA, 525 nt
Organism: Protopolystoma xenopodis
Lineage: Eukaryota; Metazoa; Platyhelminthes; Monogenea; Polystomatidea; Polystomatidae
Source: the annotation of a GenBank genome assembly
AUGGCAACUCACAAAUAUAAGAAUCCCGGCAAUCAUGUUCAGCUUUCCUACACUUGCCACGAGCCUGGUUGUGGAGACUGUUUUUCCUUGUUUCCCAUUAGCCUCCCCACUGCCGUACACCCUUCGAAAUGCAUAUCUCUCGGUGAAGCAGAAGGCAAAUUUGCCUGUGGAGCUACUGAAAAAACUAUUAUUUCGUACUACUCCUCUGCUGGAGUAUAUCUGGUCGGAACACCGAUCAGGCGUGGAUUUCGCUUAUACUCCGUCCCGAGGCGGCGCCAUCUGCAGGCCGUAAAGGGGAUUACAAUUGAGUAUAGCAAUACUUACUCCACUUUGUUGGUUGCAAUCCCCUCAACAGGCAUGGCGUUAACAUUUGAGAAGAGACUGUUGAGGGAUGAGCAACACCAGGUCAACAUGCAUCAACUUAAGGAUCACUGCGCAAUUUAUGCUGGCGCCUUGGCCUUUUCCUGUCCUCAAAUAGCCGCCAAAUGGGAGAAAUUUUUUGAUGGUCAGUUGCAAGGGGAUUAA